Molecule: messenger RNA, 1523 nt
Organism: Aspergillus melleus
Lineage: Eukaryota; Fungi; Ascomycota; Eurotiomycetes; Eurotiales; Aspergillaceae
Product: TatD family hydrolase
Exons: 1
Coding region: 549-1358 (269 amino acids)
Cellular component (GO): cytosol
Molecular function (GO): 3'-5'-DNA exonuclease activity
Source: RefSeq, a predicted model, not a curated record
AUGGUAGAUCUCGGUCUUAGGGCUUCCGGGUACAUGUACCCGGCUCUACAAAAAGCGUCCGAAAUUUGCUUCUCCGCUUCCGCUUCACAAUAGAAAUGCGUGUCGUUCAGUAUCCACCUUUUGCCUCCGAAGUCCAAAACCAACUUGUCACUUGAAAAGCGAAUUCCCAGUUACUUAUUUCGCGCUUUAUUCAACUAGCCGGCGAACCUGCACGGGGCUCACACUCGACAAUCUGGCGUUCGCACGAUCCUUGAACAGCCUGAAGGAUCCACUUCGACUACUACUAGCCAACGCCAGACGACACCCCAUCCAUUCCUGCCGACAGAACAAACUACAAUCCAAUAUGGCCCGACCAUUCCGGUUUGCUGAUGUAUGUUUUUUGUCUCUCCGAAUCGCUCUUCAUCUCUAGUUGAUAUUGACUUCCGAUACAGGUUGCCGUGACUUUCACCGCAGACCAAUUCCAAGGCAUCUACCGCGGCAAGAAGUACCAUGAGUCUGAUUUCCCGGAGGUGCUGAAACGCGCGCAAGACUAUGGCUGCGAAAAGAUCAUGCUCACCACCAUGACCCUUGCGGGCGCGCACCAGAACCUGGAAGUAGUAAGGGAGUUUCCGAACAUGUGCACAUUGACCUUAGGCGUGCAUCCGUACCACGCGGGGGAGCUUUACGACGCGCCAGAUGGAGAAGGAGGGAAAGAUGCAUUGAAGGCGCUCGAAGACCUCGGCCGGACACUUCUGGCCGAGGACCCGUCGCCGCUCGUCGCGUUCGGGGAAAUCGGGCUCGACUAUGAGUAUCUGGACCGUGCGAAUAAAGAAUCGCAGAAGCGGGCUUUUCGCGAUCAGCUCGAGAUGGCGACGAGGUUUGAACUGCCGCUCUUCUUGCAUGUGCGUGAAUCGUGUGCCGAUUUUGUGGAUAUCAUCCGUCCGUACCUGUCGAGACUUCCGCGCGGAGGCCUGGUUCAUUCGUUUACCGGCUCGAGGGAGGAGAUGCAUCAGCUGGUGGACCUGGGGUUGGAUAUUAGUGUGAAUGGGGUUUGUUUUCGGACUGAGGAGCAAUUGGAUAUGGUGCGCCAUAUUCCCUUGGAACGGUUGCAUUUGGAAACCGAUGCCCCUUGGUGCGAGGUGCUCGGCAACGAUCCAAAAAUCGCCCCGUAUCUGGCAGAUGCGAGACCGUUGCCGGCGUCUCGGAAACAUAACAAGUUCGUGGCCGGCCAGAUGGUCAAGACGCGCAAUGAGAGCUGCACGAUUGAACGAGUGGCCCUGGUUGUGGCUGGGUUGAAGGGCAUUCCGGUGGAAGAUGUGGCCAGGGCAGCGUGGGAUAACAGCGUCCGGAUGUUUGGGUUGGGCGUUCGUGAAGGUUAGGGCUGUAAAGAGAAAGAUAGACGCUGAAAUUAGAGUUCUUCAUGUUGAUAUAGACACGGGCCUAAAUACCGUUGUUUAGCUUGCCCUAGAAUGUAGAAAAUAGAAUCCCUGGAAUGAUGGAACAAAAAGAAAAGCUGAUUCCAGUUCCGGAUCGAUUUCGAUCAG